AUGGCGCCUGUCAAAAGAGUGCGUCCGUACAAGGACUUCUUGACACCUGCUAUGCAUAGAAGAUUUGCAAUGGCAACUUCUACAUUGUUUGGGCUUUGCUAUCUGGAAUCGAUCUUGAUUGGGGAGAAAAACUCUUUGAUUUGGUCCUGGUUCCCAUUUGGAAGAGCAGGCAUCCGGACAGGCCUUCUCUUCAUCCCCGCAUUUGUGAUAUUUAUUCUUCGUGUCGCCCAAUUACACGUGGGGCUACGCACUUCAAACUCGGCAUGGCAGACAUUCAAAAGAUAUUCUCUCAACUUCAACGUUGUCCAAACCAUCGGCUUCUACGUCUUUUCGGCAUACAUGUUCAGCGAGAUCUAUUUAUGGUCGGCAUCGAACGACGCGGACAUGAGCAGGAUCAAAGUCAUACCAAAAACUGAUCGCCUCAUGCUGAACGAGAAGCCAAUUUAUAUUGCCUGUUACCUGUUCAUUCUGGGGUUUGUCCAGGCGGGAUUCCACCUCUUCUACGACUAUGACAGAAUCGAUAUGCCAGUCACGAAAACAAAAGCCAAUAUCGUUGUUCCUCCUGCGGUGCAACUGAGGACCAAAUUGCCCGCCAUGAUAUCCACUUCCAUCCAACGUGCUCUUGGAGUUGCCAUUUUUUCGCCUUUCCUAUACUACGUGAACUGGGGAAUUUACCCUUAUUCUAUCCGACGUUUUGCAUGGAGCCUCAAUCGAGCAUGGGCCAAGCUAUUCUGGAAUUUACCCAAGUCGAGCAUGCUGCCGAGUAUUCAUCCAUUUCAUAUAAGUGUACUUAUGAGGACCGUCACUUCCGGUUUCCUGCUUUUGAUGCUUUGGGAAGUUGGGAAUGCAGCCUUUUCUGCAUAUGUAGCACAAGAGCCGCUGAAAAACGAGAGACCAAUAACCUACGAGUCUCGAGAUCCGAAUGGAAGUUUAUUGACGGGCCUGAAGGGAAACAAGCUGCAGACAAAGGCCUUUGCUUUUUGGGAGCUUGUAUACAUAGCUCAGCGCUUUGAAGGGCGACGAAAGAACGUCUUUGAAGAUAUCGACCGAGUCGGGGGUUCGGCUUGGUCUCAAAUACUUGCCGUGUGUCUUGAAACGAUCCAAGGAAUGGAACUACGGAUUACCGAAUAUCAGAACCCCCCUCGGGUUGCCGCUGAUGCAAAGGCCAAAGCACUUGCGCCAGACCCAGCGCCGCUGCUGCCACGGAUCAGUGCGCCGUUGAAAGAUGGAUUGAACGCACCAGGAGACAUUUUUUCUGCGAGCCCCGCAGGGAAGACGGAAAGUCAACGUGCUGUAGAAGUCGUUGGCAGAUUUGCAAAGAGACAUGGCCAAUCUCCGCCCAAGAGUAUUUCGCCUAGGUCCAAGCAGUUGUUGAUAAAGGCUGAGAGCGCAGUCCUUACACCAGAGCAGCAGGAAGCAUUAUCAAAACAAGGUGUGGGCGGCCUUAUCAAAACCUGGUUUCUCGUAAUCUUGAAAUCUAGUCUUGGUUGGCCAUUCAGACAAGAGUACAGACGGAGAAUAGCUACCGUCGUACUAGGCACGCCGUAUGGAGAUGUUGGAAUUAUUGUGGAUGCUAUCGAUGCACUGACUCGGCUUGCGGUCUGCAGUUUGGCCGAAGACAAUUACGGCAAUGUCCAGAAGGAUGUGAAGAUGAUUAUCCAGACCUUCACGAGAGCAGUCAUUGUACUAGAGGGAUUUAAACCCACAAUUGGAGUUCAUUGGACCGAUGUGGAACCCAAGCAGGAGAGCCCCGAGGUCGAUACUAUAUUGGAAGCUCUGAAGGGUGGGCUCGAAGAGCUCAUCGAUGCAUUUGGGGACUAUUCUCAAGAUUUGAGAUUGAGUCAAAGUGAGAUGAGACAGGCCAGGGAAGCUGCCACUCCAAAGCGUCGCUCGCAAAUGGCCGAGGUCAAAUAG
Lachnellula hyalina is the source of this 1914-nucleotide messenger RNA. It is a transcript of the gene NDC1, whose product is annotated as Nucleoporin. Gene Ontology annotation, cellular component: spindle pole body; nuclear pore transmembrane ring. The transcript is spliced from 3 exons. NCBI's taxonomy places the organism in Eukaryota, Fungi, Ascomycota, Leotiomycetes, Helotiales, Lachnaceae. Gene Ontology annotation, molecular function: spindle pole body-nuclear membrane anchor activity. Bases 1 to 1914 code for a protein of 637 amino acids. Gene Ontology annotation, biological process: nuclear pore organization; spindle pole body localization. The record is from RefSeq and is a predicted model, not a curated record.